Molecule: messenger RNA, 687 nt
Organism: Mollisia scopiformis
Lineage: Eukaryota; Fungi; Ascomycota; Leotiomycetes; Helotiales; Mollisiaceae
Product: YggU-like protein
Exons: 2
Coding region: 52-405 (117 amino acids)
Cellular component (GO): cytoplasm
Source: RefSeq, a predicted model, not a curated record
CCCGAUCCGGCAACAAGUGAUUUAAAUCCCCCACAAGACCUCGAAUAUUCAAUGACUUCACCACCUGUAAUACGUCUUGUAACCUCAUCUGCCAAAUCAGCACUUGUUCACUUACAAUGCCACGUCAAGCCAGGAGCUAGCAAACAGCGCGAAGGGAUCUUGUCGAUUUCCGAUUCUGUGAUUGAAGUUUGUGUAGCAGCACAGGCAAAGGACGGGGAAGCAAACAAGGCUGUGAGAGAAGUAUUUAGUGAUGCACUAAAGUGUCCGAAAUCCGAUGUGGGGGUUGUUCGAGGCUUCAAGUCACGAGACAAGACUAUAGCUGUUACUAGUAUUGAGGUUAAGGGAGACGAGCAAUUGUGCAUUUCACAGAUCAGGGACAAGUUGCAGUCGGCAGCAGACUCAUGACCUCUUUCUUGGACUGCCUCUAGGCUUAGAUUCUGUUUUCUUGCCUUGUCGAGGUGGUGCUGUUACAGUUACUUUUGACUUGAGCCGGGCGGUGGAAGCUUUUAUGUUAAAGAUAGCACUAUCAUUCUUCAACCAAGAUCAUAUGUAUUUGCAAUACUUAUACCCUUGGAAUUAGACUCGGAUCAUGGGCGUGGGAUGCGGGACGAUGAGACAAGAGUAAUUAAAGAGGCUGCAGAACAUAACGGGCCAUUGAGUCAGACAAUACGGAGGCGCAAUGCACUG